AUGUCGGAAAUGGUCGAACGCCAAGCACUCGGCGAUUUGUCGAAUGGCGCAAACCAUACAGCGCAAAAUGGUUCACAACAAAAUGGCGAUGCGGAGAAGCAAAACACAGGCAAAUUGAAGGAAGCCAAGGAAAAGCUUACCUCCAAACAACAAAAGUUGAAAGACAAGAAUAAUCCUCCUGGUGGUUUUGAUGCCACGCCAAUUCCUUCUGCCCGGGAUGGUUAUACUGUGCGAUUUACACUCCACCGAGCCGAGAAUCUUCCUGCGUCGGAUCUCAAUUCUCGGUCGUCGGAUCCUUACGUUCUCGCAACAUUGACUUCCUCCCUCUCGAAACGACACAAGGAGGAUCCCGAUCUCGUUCUGCGAACACAAACUAUACAUAAAAACACAAACCCGGAAUGGAAUAAGACGUGGACGGUAGCGGGGAUCCCUGGAAGUGGUUUCCGCUUAAAAUGCCGUCUAUAUGAUGAAGACACCGCAGAUCAUGAUGAUCGUUUGGGCAACGUUACAAUCUAUGUGGAAGCCAUGAGCCCAAACUGGGAGGGCUUCUCAGAGAAAGCGUUUGAUAUCAAGAAGAGGGUGGGUAGCAAGAGAGCAUAUGGCGUACGAGCUUGCGCUGCCAUGUUUGAUAGGAACGUACAUAUGGAUGGGACACUCUACGUCAGCGCGGAAUGCUUGGGGCCAUCCGAGAAACCAUACGGCAGGAUGUAUACCGUGGCGGAAACAUAUUUCUUCAAGCAUUAUUCACCCAUGAUUGGAAGACUCGCGGGGACGAAAGCUCCUGGAAGUUCUUCAGAGGGGAAAAUCGCAACCGAAAACUAUGAUUUCCAAGCAAAUCAGAUGCAACUUCAAGGUCCAGUACCCGCGGAGCUAUACCAUCGCUUUGUCGAAUUUAAGCCCUUCGUCAAGGGAAUGUUUUCAAAAGCCGGUCUCCGAGGACGAGUCUUGAAUAAAGCCCUUCACCAUCAACACGCCCGUGUAUAUAAUUUCAGCAAUAGUACCGAAUACGGUGUAUUCAAACCCCGAUCCGAAGAGGCUGCUUUGCAAUUCCUCAAGAUGGUACAUUUUGACGAGGGGGGCAGGAUCUUCACCUAUGUGCUUUCACUAGAUGGACUUCUUCGUUUUACCGAAACUGGUAAGGAGUUUGGAGUGGAUCUUUUGUCGAAACACACCAUGCACAGUAAUGUGAACAUCUACAUCGCAUGCUCGGGAGAAUUCUUCAUCCGUCGCUUGAAGCACCCACAUCGAUCGACCGAUGACCCCAGCCAAACCAGUCACCCCAUUGAAGACCUUCCCGGUGGACCACCGCACGACUCCCCUCCCAAAGAUCCUAGUUAUUACGAACUAGUAAUCGAUAAUGACAGUGGUACUUACCGACCCAAAGGCGAUCUCCUUCCCCUCCUCCAAAGAUUCCUCCAUGAAAAUCUCCCCGGCCUCCACAUCAUUACCAAAGAAUGCACCGAUGAUCAUCUGCAGAAGAUGAAGCAAGGACAACGAGAGAGAAAGAAGAAGGAAGGAAACGAAAUCCACAUGGUGCAGAAUUCCGACGACGAGAUUAGUAGCAGCGACGAGGAGGAUUUGGAAAAUUUGGCGGCUUCGGGGCGCAAGGGCAAGAGCAAGAAGGAGAGACUUCUCAAUGGGCUCGAAGAUCCUUCGCAAGCUUUGAAGGAUGCAAGGAAGGAUUUUAUGCCUGGCAAAGAGAGAGUGAAGAGGGAGGAGAAUGAAGAUAUGCCCGAGGCAGCGUAG
Messenger RNA from Sclerotinia borealis F-4128, 1746 nucleotides. The record is from the annotation of a GenBank genome assembly. Lineage: Eukaryota; Fungi; Ascomycota; Leotiomycetes; Helotiales; Sclerotiniaceae.